AUGGAAAACAGUCCCUUUAUAAAACAACUAUCUUCUAACAACAGAGUUGUGAGAGAGAAGGCUCUUGAAGCUUUACAAAAAGUGCUAACAUCUGAGAAGUUUAUGAAAGCUAAACAAAUCCAAUAUGAAAAACUAUGGAAGGCUUUAUAUUACACUAUGUGGUUUAGUGAUCGUCCAAGACCUCAACAGAAAUUGGCUCGUCAACUAGGUGAGUUAUUCAUGCUAUAUGCUAAGGAUAGUGACAAUGAUUCUUCUGAGAUCCUUCUAUCAGACAAAGCCUUUAUGAAGUUCUGUAGAGCCUUUUGGAAAGUGAUGUGUUUAGAGUGGUUCAAUAUUGAUAGAUAUAGAUUGGACAAGUACCUAUUAUUAGUGAGACGUGUAAUGUUCAACCAGUUGAAAUAUUUACAAACUAGAAAUUGGAAUGAGACAUUAGUAGAAAUGUAUAUCGAUAAAGUGUUAAAGCAUUCUCCAUUGAGUGGGUCAAGUAAGAUAUACAAUGGUAUUCCCUUCCAUAUUAUAGAUAUUUUCUUAGAUGAGUAUGAAAGAUUGGCAUCCAAUAGAGAUGAUGAAUUUGAUGUCGAAGACGAAAUUACUGAUGAAGACAAGAUCGCAGAGUUAUUGAAGGAGACUCCAUUACAAUCAUUCGUUGAUAUAUUCAUUGAUUUACAAAAGGAUAUAAUGAACAGUAAAGGUCUAAGAAAUAAGAUCAAAGAAGAUCUUCUCUCCGACGAACGUCUAACCCAAUGGGGCGCUAAGGGAAUAGAUGCUUCAAGAAAUAAAGAACAAAAUGAUAGCGAUAAGGAAGAGGAAGAAGUAGUAGAUGCAAACGCUGUCAAUGCUGAAGAUGAACCUGAAGAAGAAGAAUGGAAAGGUUUCUAA
Maudiozyma barnettii is the source of this 879-nucleotide messenger RNA. RefSeq names its product Rrp1p (gene RRP1). Lineage: Eukaryota; Fungi; Ascomycota; Saccharomycetes; Saccharomycetales; Saccharomycetaceae. Gene Ontology annotation, cellular component: nucleus; preribosome, small subunit precursor; preribosome, large subunit precursor. The record is from RefSeq and is a predicted model, not a curated record. The transcript has a single exon. Gene Ontology annotation, biological process: rRNA processing. The coding region runs from base 1 to 879 and encodes 292 amino acids.